UGCACCAUCUGUCGUACUUCAUAAGAAAUAUCAAAGGUGUAAAAGAUAACCACCCAAAGUAGGCAUUCGUAUUUCUUCUUGCCCACAUUGGAGGCAGAUUGUGGGAACCAGUCUUCCUCCCCCAAGUACAACAGAAAGAUGGGUCAUAUUCUCCAUUGAUGAAGCCAAUUGAUCAUUUGUUGCCAUGAAGCAUAUGAUUGAUGACGAGCUCCAAAAAGAAUGACCAAUGAUCACAGGCCCGGAAGGCAUCUUUUUACCUUGUUUAGGACAAACAUGCAAAGCGACAGACAAGCACCAUUAAUAACGACGAGAACUGGUUUCAACUUACAGACAAUGCAUUUCCUCCCACUGCCACUCCCAAAACAUGCUUCCCCCAAUUGGCCACUGCCCUUGGAGACACGCAGUAGCGACUGUUCAAAACAGUCAUACACUUUCCAGCUAAAAAAGCAAUACUGUUUUUCACUCCAGCACAUCCCCCACUUCUCCCAUUCUCUCUCUCUAAAAAGAGAGGCUAGACAUCGAAAAAUGAAUCUUUUGAGAAAAAUACAGUACGUAAUCUUGUCUUUUCUUAUGGCGCAGAAAGUUCCAUAAGCAUAUAGACCGGGAAAGCACAUGCCAUUACUCCCCAACUGUCAGGCUUUUGCCAUCCUUCACAUGCAAUACCCAACCACUUCCCUGCCGUAUACACUCCACUGAGUUAUUGAUUCUACAGAAGUGAAGCGACGACGCCAGUCUCCUGUAGCACCAUCAGGACCAGAGCACCAACAUGAGAGUUUCCCAUUCCUUGAUUCUUCUCUUCUUCUUCUUCUUCUUCUUCAGUUCAGCCACCUCUGCAACGAAAGAAAUCCGAGCCGGGUUCUGGCCACCAUUCUCCAAUUCGUAUGCACCUCCUUCUUCGAUCGACACAUCUGUGUACACCCACAUCUUCUACGCCUUCCUUGGCACCAAGAGCAUCGACACCAACUUCACAGUCUCCAGGGAAGAGCUUCCGCUUCUCACCACCUUCUCCACCACGUUAAAAACAAAGAAUCCAUCAAUCAAGACACUGCUUUCUAUAGGGGGUUUGCUGUCUAACUCUACCGAGUUCUCAGCGGUGGCCGCAGACAGAAACCAAAGAAAGGCAUUCAUCGAUUCCGCCAUAGCCUUGGCCAGAGCACAUGGUUUUGAUGGUCUGGACUUCGCUUGGGAAUUCCCAGCAUCACCAGAGGACAUGGACAACUUGGGUGUUCUGCUAAAUGAAUGGAAAAGAGAAAUUGAAGAGGAGGCACAGAACAGUCCGCCGUUGUGGUCGCCAUUGCUGCUUACGGCCACUGUUUACUUCUCCAACCACCUCCUUGCUGCUCCGACAUCAAAUCUUUACUACCCAGUGGAAGCCAUGGCGCAGAGUGUAGAUUGGGUCAAUGCAAUGUGCUUCGACUACCAAGGGAGUAACAGAGAGGAGCAAGACCACACGAAAACCCAUGCUGCAUUAUUUAAUCCCAACAGCCAACUUUCUACCAGCUAUGGCAUCGAUUCAUGGAUGGACGCGGGUCUGCCUUCUAACAAGCUAGUCAUGGGCAUACCUCUUUAUGGCAGGUCUUGGAUCCUCAAGAACAAAGAGAAGAAUGGGAUUGGAGCGGCCGCAGUGGCAUUCGGACCAAGGCAGAGGUUGAGUAACCAAACCGGUGUCAUGGCUUACUCCGAGAUUCAAAAGUUCUUGCAGGACAAAGACGCAACCUUGAUGUAUGAUAAUUCUACUGUUUCCGCUUAUGGCUAUGCUGGUGAUCUGUGGGUCAGCUUCGAUAGUCAACGGGUUGUAGCGGAAAAGAUCAGCUUCGCUAAGCAGAACAGACUUAUUGGGUACUUCCUGUGGCCAAUAACCUUCGACUCUAAUUAUUCGUUGUCAAUGACAGCUUCACAUUCUUGGACGACCAGUUCUCCCACAACAAACACAGAUCUAGACGAACCUGCCCCAGCUCCCUCUGAGUUGCCAAGAAGAGCUUCUCCCCCAAGCUUAUUAUCCCUAGUGGGUGUAACGGAGAGCAGCUCAGAGAGUUUCAUUUUUCAUUUCAACUGCUACCUCCAUCUACUCCUGCUAUUAUCCUUCAUAUUGAUCUUUAACCUUUGAGAUAAAUAUCGGCAUA
This is a messenger RNA of Nymphaea colorata (pocket water lily), 2123 nucleotides long. RefSeq names its product class V chitinase-like. Gene Ontology annotation, biological process: carbohydrate metabolic process; chitin catabolic process. Gene Ontology annotation, molecular function: chitinase activity; chitin binding. The record is from RefSeq and is a predicted model, not a curated record. Lineage: Eukaryota; Viridiplantae; Streptophyta; Magnoliopsida; Nymphaeales; Nymphaeaceae. Gene Ontology annotation, cellular component: extracellular region. The transcript is spliced from 2 exons. Bases 767 to 2107 code for a protein of 446 amino acids.